AUGUUCUCCAAUCCUUUGAUUCUCAUCGCCGCCGCCGCAGGGUCACUGGCCUGUGUGAUACCUCCCGGUACGCUUCCUAACAACAUCACGCAAGGAUUCGCGAUCCAGGUUCAGAAUGCGUCUUACCCAAUCAUUCACAACCGCCUUAUGAACCUGUGGGCUGCGGGUGGUGGCGAUCAGCACUUGUAUCUCAGCCCGGCUGGCGCUCCUGCGAGCGACUUGACGCUUGUAAAUGGUGUGAUUACCAAGUUGAGCAAUGGCCAGACUAUUAGGGCUGUGAUUAAUGGCGAGUACACGGCCUUUGACAACACGACCAAGAUGUUCAUGACUGAACGUGGAGACCCACGAGCCAUUUACGACGUCGCAUAUGGAUGUAACCCAGAUACAGACGCUGUGCAGACCGAAUUGGUCUUCAAAGAACGUACUGGUCUCACAGGUGGGCACAUCUGCGUGAGGCUCGCAUCUGGGAACAGGCACGAGUUCCGCUACUCGCCUCCAGGCAAUACGGCGGCCGAUAAUCCAAGCCGUGUAUGCAUUAAGGUGAAGCUAGCUGUGGUGCGUCCAUAG
Pochonia chlamydosporia 170 is the source of this 567-nucleotide messenger RNA. Its product is annotated as carbohydrate-binding WSC domain-containing protein. The transcript has 3 exons. Bases 1 to 567 code for a protein of 188 amino acids. Lineage: Eukaryota; Fungi; Ascomycota; Sordariomycetes; Hypocreales; Clavicipitaceae. The record is from RefSeq and is a predicted model, not a curated record.